Molecule: messenger RNA, 2287 nt
Organism: Coregonus clupeaformis (lake whitefish)
Lineage: Eukaryota; Metazoa; Chordata; Actinopteri; Salmoniformes; Salmonidae
Product: transmembrane protein 263-B
Exons: 3
Coding region: 169-567 (132 amino acids)
Source: RefSeq, a predicted model, not a curated record
ACAGCAAAACACUGCAAAAUUUUGCAAUACUAGUCUCUGAUCCCCGUUAUAUGGGUACUUUAACACCUUUUGUGUUUUAUGGUUCACAUUUAUUAGCUAAUUUUACUUGUGUGGCAGAAUUUACAAUAUUCGGAAAGAGAUCAGUCUUCUGGUUCUAGCUAGCAAAAAAUGAAGGUCCCUAGCGAUGAAAAUGAGGUGGUGGAGGAAGGCAGUAGCAGCUCAACACCAGUAGACAACUCCAACAACGAGGAAAUUCCACCUUAUCUACGUGAAGAACCUCCUGAAGAUGGAGAGAAGGACCACCCUAAGAAAGAGGCGGGGGUCAUCUGGAGGGUGACCGGCGGUCUCUUCAACAUGACCAGAGGGGCGGUCGGCGCGACAUGGGGAGGCGUGGCCUGGGUGGGCUGUAAGAGCUAUGACAUCACCAAGACGGUGGUGACCAGCGUGCCGGCCGCCGGCAUAGGAUUAGUCAAAGGCGGCGUUUCCGUGGUGACGGGAGGAGUUGGGGCGGUAGGGUCCGCAGUAGCCAGUAAAGUUACACCAAAGAAAAAGGAUAAGUCUGAUUAGGCCUAGACCCAACUACCACCCCAAUCUAGUUUACAUAUGUGUCCUUCCUUAUCUGUCUGCUGUGUAUAGGAUCCAUCUGGUUACUAAUGGUAACGAUUCAGAGUUGAGAUAAGCGCAAGUAACUUGGAUUUCCACAUAAAUCAUUCAAUGACAUCAAUGGGAGACUUGCGCGAAAAGCCAAAUUAAGCUUGCGGAUCUCAAGUCAGAAUACUACCUUAAGGGAGCAUUACAGAGGGAAUUUGAUGGGAUUUGUUAUGAUUGGAAUUGGAAUUGGAUAUGGAAUUGACAAGAAUGUUGAACUUACUGCCUAUGUACUUUUGAGAGGGAUCUCAUGUCUUUUUGAUUGAUCUGGGUGUGGGAAGGGUAGGGCAUAAUAAUAUGACGACCACGCACGAUGUUUGUCAUGCACAAGUACAAUUUGGUAGCGAUUCAGUAAGGACACAUUUACAUUUCUCAAAGACUUAAGGUGAUUUACAUUCUUCCGGUUUUUAUUAUGAAACAGCAUCUUUACAUCAGUAUUAAAACAAAGUGAAAGGUACUUUACACAACUUAAUUUCAUCAGUUUGACAUCGGUGAUUGGGGAAUACACGCCAAACAAUGUGUGUAUGUGAAUAUGUAUGUGUUAUAAUAGAUAUGUGAAUAAUAGGUACGUGAAUCCUAUUGAUCCAGAUAGAGAAGGUAGGAGAGGGACCUUGCAGCCUUGAAACUCUGUUGCAGCUUGGAUGUUUUAUUGUACUGCAGGUGAGGGGAUUUUUAUUUUGCUUCAUGAUUUGGAGACGUGUUAAAUAAAGCGUGUUAUUACAUAAAAACUGAUCUAAAAAAUCCUGAAAAUGACCUUUUCGCAUUAAUGUUACAUAUAUCAGCAGAGGUUCUGAGCUGUUUAAAUAAAUGAAACACCAUUUCACCACCAAGGAAACACACGUAUGUAAGGUCAAGGGUCAUAGUUCAUGCCUGCAUGGCAAAUGUCACCCUAUUCCCUUUAUAGUGCACUACUUUUGACCAGGGCUCUCUUGUCAAACGUAGUGCACUAUAUAGGGAAUAGGGUGCCAUGUGGGACUCAUCCUAUGACAUUCACUUGUAUGGACUUUACUCAAAUCUGUAUUUAUGUGCCUACCUGUACAAUGUACAUACAUUAGAUAGAUAAGUAUUGAUAGUUGAUAGUUUACACUGACAUUCCCGGAGUAGGAGGGACAGUUGAAAACAAACCUGCUUUUUCUUUCCAUGAAUCCCACUUGUAGCAUGGGUGCCAAUCUGUUUGGCAUGAAAAUGAGUUGGCAAGAUGCCACAAACAGAUCUGGAACCAGGCUAAUUCAUUUCCACAUUGUUUACAUUAUUACCAUAGUACUGAAUUACUGUCCAUUCUGAUGAGACAUGAAAUGUACACCAAUCUCCUUUUUCUUUUUGAUUAUAUUUGAAUAUUCACUGAGUACAUUUUUAUUUGAAGUCUAUAGAAAGAGAACACACUUGGCAUGGUAUGUCCACGGCCUUACGUUAUGCAUCGCAUGCUUCAACUGGUUGUUUUUCCCUUCUUCCUGUACACAAUAUGCUGUUUAUUGUUAUGACAACUUUCGCCUAUUUCAUUUGAAUGUUUUUUCCUCUUGUCCUGUUUUUUUUACUGUUUUCCUCUGCACUUACUUCUGCUAGUUAAUAUACACUACCAGUAAAAAGUUUGGACACACCUACUCAUUCCAGAGUUUUUCUUGAUUUUUUACUAUUUUCU